UAGGUGGUAUUCAGAAUUAGCAGCAAUUAUUGCUAAUAGGGAUGGAAACAGUUUCAGUCACUGUGUAUUGAGAGUGUUUGUGUAUGUGAGGACUGAGGGGGUCAUCUACAAUGCAGAAGUAAAUAAAAAACAGAAUUAAAUCAUUUUCCAGUCGAAAUAAACAUACAUUUUAUUCACAAUAUAACUUGGAACACAAAUUACAUGUGAUUUCCAUGAUGUUCUAUUUGUGAAAGGUCUGGAGGGCAGGCAGGUAAGUUCAGCAUCCUAGCUCUUCUUCUGUGAAGCCAUGCUGCUCUAAUGGGUAAAGUAUGUGAUUUAGCAUUAUCUUACUGUCCAAUAUCCAAUGCCUUUCCUUAAAAAAAUGUUGUCUGGAUAGGCACAGAUGUUCUUCUAAAACUCCUCUAUACUGUUCAUAAUCUGUCGUAAUCUGUCUCUAUGUGUGUCUAUCUGCAAGGCUGCAGGCUACCACCAUCCGACCGUCCCAGGGCGUUAAAUAUAACACAGGCAUUCGCUUUCGGAACGAAGAAUUUGCGUGCAGUGAAAAUGAUAGAGUCCUACCUUUCAACAUAGAGCCAAUCAGCUUGCUGGUAAAGCUGGAAGAGGAGGAGGGACAAGGUGGCACUAUUGGAAAAAAGCCCCUAAUGGAUGUAAUUGUGGUUGGUGGGUCCUGGGUCACCCUGUCAGUCAACUGUGGAGCUUCAAAAGCGGCAAAGGCUGAAUAUGUGAUGCCUUAAAUACAACACCACCCACCCAUAAAAGAAGAGGAACAGCUAUUGUGGACUGACGGCUCACUGUCAUGUUCCACACCAUCUUCCUGUCCAUGGGCAACUUAUAGGUGUGAAGUCUUAGUUGAAUUAAGACAUUUCAGUGGAGACACCUUUUAUCAAGAGCCAUGGCCAGCAAGAGGAAGUCCACAAUUCCCUGCAUGAUCCCUGUGAAGACCAUGCAUCUGCAGGAUGAGCUUGAGAAGGGCCGGAAUUCUCCUUCGUCCAAGGAAAGCAGCUUCUUCCACAAGGAGGAAGCGAGUGGGAAAGGCUUCCAUGGUCUGGACGAAUCUUCUGGGCAGGAUUCGAGUGAUGCGCAGAAAGACGGUGGCACUUAUACCUGCAGGCCCUGCAAUUUUGAGACCCAAGACCUGAACCUCUUCCUGGAUCAUGUCUACAGUGGGCACCCAGAGUUUCGUUCAGAGCCCACCUUCCUAUGUGUGGACUGUGGAGUCAGUGCUGUGAAAUUUGAAGGGCUCGCCUUGCACAACGCCAGGGUCCACCCUAGCACGAUGACCACCAUUCUUCAACUGAAAAAGAAGGACAGGAAGGUCAUUGUGGAGCAGAGCCUCGUUGUGGGCGCUGGGGAAAGUGCUGGUUCAAAGGAGUCUGAGAUUUCCAUCACCAAGACGCCCAUCAUGAAAAUGCUGAAGGGAAAAUCUGAGCCCAAGAGGAUUGUGGUUUCCCAUCCCAUCACAGAUGAGCCUUCAUCAACCAUCAAGCAAGUGGAGGCGAAAGAUUCGCCAGCAGUUACGGUCACCCACGUCCCUACCAUCGUACACAAUGGCGCGGCAAGCAAAGUCACCUUGCCCUCUGCAAUACAGAUCGUCAAUGGCUCUGGAGCGUUGCCUAUGCUAAAAACAGCCAUGACCCAAGUUGUCUCUGUGGUUCAGAACAGGAGUCUCAACCAGCAUUCGUCAUUGUCCUCCUCCUCCCCAUCCUCCUCCUCAUCCACCACAUCCAACUCCAAGAAUUUACCGAAAGUCAUGAUUCCUCUGAGCAGCAUUCCCACCUACAGUGCGUCCAUGGACAACAGCAGCUUCUUAAAGACGUCCUUCAGCAAGUUCCCCUACCCAACCAAGGCUGAGCUGUGCUAUCUGACUGUAGUUACCAAGUACCCCGAGGAGCAGAUCAAAAUCUGGUUUACAGCACAGAGGCUUAAGCAAGGAAUUAGCUGGUCACCGGAGGAGAUUGAGGAUGCCCGCCGGAAGAUGUUCAACACCAUCAUACAGACGGCGCCCCCUGCUGGUCAACAGCAGCAGCAACAGCGUCAGAUUCACCAUAGCACUCCUCAGCAAACCAUCACAGUCCUGCCAGCCUCUCUAGGGGCAAGCGGUAUCCCUCACAUAUUACAGGGAAGUCUGGUAAGCCAAGGAGGAGUCAUUGUUACUCAACCCAUGAUGGCUAAUGGGAUUCAGGUCAGCAGUGCCCCUGUUGCCCUGGCUGUUACACCCAAGCCACAGGCUGCAGCUAAGCCCACAAUGCAGGCAAAACCUGCUGCAGCCCUUGUAGCUGACAAGGGACUCAACAUAGUGGUGGGUUCUGUUGGAAGCAGCAAUAGUGGGAAUUACACCAUCAGCAAUAGCAGCAGCAACACAAGCAGUAUUAUUACUAGUGCCAGCACAAACACCAGCCUGUGCGGUCAUGCGAGUGUUAUUAGCAUUGGUAGCAGCAGCAGCAUCAUCAGCAGCAAUGGCAAAAUAAAUAAUAACAGCAGCAGCAAUAGCAACAAUGGUAAGGCCAAUUUACCUAGCACUAAUAGCAGAAGCAGUACACCCAAUGACAACAAAAGCAGCACUAAUGGUAAAGGUGGCACUGCCAAAGGUAGUGUGGAGAGUAAAGGCAGCACUGAUCCUAAAGCAAACGCUAAGAACAGCAGUGACAACAGGAGCAGCAGCAGCAGUGGUAGCCCCAAUGUUUCUGCCAGCAACAGCCCAGCUCCCACAAGUACCACUGACAGCAUCCCCACUAAAUCUGAUUCCCCUUCACCAGCUUCUUCUAACUCGCGCACUCUCUCCACCGCAAGCUUCCUAGACCCCAGCUUUUACAAAGCCAAAAAAUCCCAAGAACAGCUGUUAGCCUUAAAGGAAAGCUUCCUUGUCAGCCAGUUCCCCAAUCAAGAGGAGGUAGACAGGCUCACGAGCUUAACUGGCCUGACAGUCCGUGAGGUGCGCAAGUGGUUUAGCGACCGUCGCUACCAUUUUCGCAAUCUCAAAGGUUCCAGGUCAAGCAAUGGUGGUCAAACAUCAGCAACCAGCAGUCCCAGCUCUUCUAGUGCCCCUGCCUCCACUGCUGCUGGAGAUAAUUCAGACAGCCCUGCACCAACAGAAAGACCCAAAACCCCUCAAAAGAUGCCUCUGAGCCCUACACGGCAGCAGCAGGCGACGACACCGCCCACACCUACGAGACGUACUCCACGAGCUCCAUCUCCAGACUUCACAGCAAUACGGUACAAAGAGAGGGAGCCACACCAGGUCCGUGCUCUUGAGGCUAGCUUUGCCCAGGACUCUGAUCCAUCUGGAGAAGAAGUGGACAGGUUGCGAGGGGAGACCAAAAUGACUCGACGCGAAAUCCACGGCUGGUUUUCGGAGAAGCGCAGGAGAGUGGCAGCAGAGAAGAAGAAGGAAGAGUUGGAACGGGCGGAGAGGGAGGAAGAUGAGGAAGAGGAGAAAGAAGGAGAAGAGGGGGAAAGGAGGGAGAAGGGGAAGGCGGAGGCAAAAGGUGAUAAAGAAGACACGGAAGAAUCGUUGUCAGAAACACAGGAGCAGGACAAAGACGAGAAGCUGAAGGAAGACUCGUCUGGUACCGAGCCAAAGGUCAACCCGAUAAAGAUUAAUCUCAAAAUGCUGAAAGUCACUGAAUCCAACGGAAAAGGUGAAGUGGAAGGAAGUCCGCAGCCAGAGACUACUAAAGUGCCUCCCUCUGCUCCCCAGACAUCCACCCCACCACCACCAUCAUCAUCAUCAUCUCAACCAUCCCAAACUGCAUAUCGAGGCAAGAAGACACCUGAGCAGCUUCAUAUACUAAAGCAAGCAUUCGCUCGCACCCACUGGCCCAGCAGCCCUGUGUACAAUGAACUGAUCGCCAAAACUGGCCUGCCUCGUCCAGAGGUGGUGCGAUGGUUUGGGGACUGUCGCUAUGUCCUAAAGAACAAUCAACUCAAGUGGCUUGAGAGCUACCAGUCCAUGGUAGACGAGGAAGACUUUCUGAAAGGUGACCUCAGCGUCCUUCAGGAACACUUGAAUGCCUGUGGUAAGCUGGAGGAGAAUCAGCUGGAGGAGCUGGCCAAGUCAAGUGGCCUAAGUGAGGAGCUGGUCAAGAGGUGGUUCUCAAGACAAACAAAAGCACCCGCUGUGUCCGACGACGCAAAAUCAGAAGAUACAGAGCCUGUGGAGCCUGCAGAGACAAAGGCUUCUCCCUCCACAGCUAAAGGCAAGACGGCCUCAAAAACAGCACAGCAGGACGACGAGGAAGAGAUGGAGGAGUCGGCGACCGUCACCGGUAAAGAUCAGACCACAAAGGUGGAGACUGGAGAAGAAGCUGCUGGUGAUGAUACUGAAGGUUCUGACUGACGAGGCGAGACGGGACGGGACCAUGAGUGAGUGUAUGAGAGGGACGGAUUGUGCCCCACGGGAGGUGCAGCACAGGUGGCCUUUAACUGCGAGUCGAGUGUGUGUGUGUGUGUGUGAGUGUGUGUAGAUGGCAGAUGUGAUUGUAAGAGAAUCACUGGAAGAGGAGGAGGAGGAGGAGGAGGAGGAGGAGGAGGGCUCUCCAGAAGUGAUGCCCAGUUUUUAAACUCUUCACCCUGACGUCAACCAGCCACUCCACACCCCCUCCACAGGGGGAGGGGAUCUCUUAGCCUGUUUUAUACACCCAGGAUUAAUUUUUUAGGGCUACAUUUCAACUCCAAGUGGAGAGAUAUGGGACAUGAACUGAGGAGGUUCUGAGACGAGGCCUUCAGACUGGACGGACUGGGUCUGCUGGACUGUGAUCGAGCGUGGGAGAGACGGACUUGUUUCCAGGAGACGUAGUGGUUGUUCGGUAGAUGUACGGUACGAUUCAUACUGCACAGCUCUCAGAGCUUCAUUUUUGUGCUUUUUGUUUUGUGUCGGGACGUUGUGAUGACUGACGGUGCACGUCGAGGAGACGUUUAUCUGUAUUCCAUAGCUGAAGCAUCAAUACUGGAGCACAUUGUCUUUGUGUUACAUUUUUCCUCUAGGAAAAAAAAUAAAUAAAUCAUGAUUGUUUAAAGCGUCGAACGGUUUCACCAGUACGAGUACUGCUAGGAUUGUUGUAUAAUUUUUACAGAUAUUUGCAGAAUAAAUGGAAAAAUUAACAAAACAAA
Molecule: messenger RNA, 5109 nt
Organism: Astyanax mexicanus (Mexican tetra)
Lineage: Eukaryota; Metazoa; Chordata; Actinopteri; Characiformes; Acestrorhamphidae
Gene: zhx3b
Product: zinc fingers and homeoboxes 3b
Exons: 4
Coding region: 893-4336 (1147 amino acids)
Biological process (GO): regulation of transcription by RNA polymerase II
Cellular component (GO): nucleus
Molecular function (GO): DNA binding; DNA-binding transcription factor activity, RNA polymerase II-specific
Source: RefSeq, a predicted model, not a curated record